Molecule: messenger RNA, 621 nt
Organism: Porites evermanni
Lineage: Eukaryota; Metazoa; Cnidaria; Anthozoa; Scleractinia; Poritidae
Source: the annotation of a GenBank genome assembly
AUGCAGCAGCAAAAUGUACGUGUUAAAUCUAAAAAGAUAUCCGGGCUAGUGAUUCUGGACUACCAUAGAAAAUGUGUAGUGAAGAUGCCAGUGGCCUUCACCAGGGAACUUGUUGCAGCUAACCGGUCGCAGAUUCCAAAACCUGAAGUGGCUAGGGAAUGGCUACAUCUGAGGCCCAUCGCCGAUAAUUUGACACCGUACCACCCAGAUGCAGAUAUUUCUAUACUGAUUGGAAACAACCGUCCGAGAGCUAUCCGACCCAGGGAAAUAGUUGCCGGUGAAGAUGACGAGUCUUACGCUCAGAGGACUAUACUUGGUUGGGGAGUUAUUGGAAGAGUGUGCAAGCCAAGUAAUGUUGAAAACACAGACAAGGGUGUGUGUAAUAGAGUUGGAGCUUCAGAAAUUCGUAGCCAGUUUGCAUUUGCCACGAAGGCUAAAGAGAUUAUUGGCCCAGAGAACGUUCUUCGUGUGUUAGAAACUGACUUUGUUGAGACACGUCUCAAGUACAAACCUUAUUCUAUGGAAGAUGAGAGAUUUCUAAGGAUUCUUGAGGACGAAGUAAAGAAACAAUCAGAUGGACGUUAUGUGAUGCCACUUCCGCUGAAAUCAGACAGUAUGUGA